This is a messenger RNA of Lathyrus sativus (Indian pea), 858 nucleotides long. NCBI's taxonomy places the organism in Eukaryota, Viridiplantae, Streptophyta, Magnoliopsida, Fabales, Fabaceae. The record is from the annotation of a GenBank genome assembly.
AUGAUGCAGAUGCAGACUCUGCGUCGUUUUUGUUUGUUGGUUUUUCUCUUUCACUCUGUUAUUGAAAUAUAUCACAAGUUUCUUAGUUUUUCUCUUCGCUUUUUGGUUUUCAUUCUUAUGGAUUUUCCUUCCAGUUUCAAUUUUCUUACGCAAGCGAGUGAGCUUGGGUGUGGUUUUGUUCUUCUCGGUGGUUACUUCUCUCGGAUUUUCAAUUUCGUUGGCCUUGUUUUGAUCUUCGGAAUCUGCGUCAAGAUUCUCCGGUUUUCGGAGAUUCUUCGGUUUUCGGCGUUUUCGGAUACGGCGCCUAGGUUUCGGAAGAUGAAGCCGCCGGCGAAGGUUAAGCGUUUGGAUACUCGGAUGAAAUCGAAAUCUAUGGUGAAACGUGAUGACGGAGGGAUGAAUUUGGAGGAGGAGAAUUUGGAGGACGAGGUGUUUGAUGUAAUGUCGCUAAGGAAAUUGGUGAAAAUGGAGAGACAGAGAUACGCUGCUGCGUGUGCGGAGAUUGAUAAAGAGCGUGUGGCUGCUUCGAGUGCGGCGGAGGAGGCCAUGGCGAUGAUAUUGAGGCUGCAGAAUGAGAAGAGUUCGGUUGAGAUUGAGGCGAAUCAGUUUCGGAGAAUGGUGGAGGAGAGGCAAGAGUAUGAUCGCGAAGUGAUUGAGUCGUUGAGGUGGAAUAUUGUUGAACUUGAGUCUCAGAAGAUCUUUUUGGAGGAGCAGUUGGGGAUUUUUAAAGAGAGGUUGGGAGACUUUAUGAGGGAGGAUGAAAUCGAGGAAAUUGAAGGCGCGGAUUUCACGAGGGAGUUUUGUAAUUUCUCGGUUGAGUAUGAUUUAGAUGAAUCUUUAAAUUCCGUUUCACACUAA